AUGCUAAAACAUCAGUCUCACCAUUUUGCCACGUAUGGAGAAAUGACAACCAUACAUGUUGGGUCUAAACUCUGGGUACUGCUCAACAGUAACCGAGUAGCUGAAGAGAUCUAUAAUAAGAGGGGCAAAAUAACCAACGGGCGUCCAAGUUAUCCUAUACUGGGCGACUUGAUAUCACAAAAUAGGCGAUCAAUACUUCUCCCCCAAGAAAAAUGGUCGCAGCAACGCCGUCUUAUGCAUCAACUCCUGGGUGGCACAGCACUUGUGACCUACCAGGAAUAUCAGAAUGAAGAGAGCCUUCGGCUACUAGCCAGCUACAGCAAGGACCCAGCUGGAUGGUACCGCCAUCAUCUCCACUACAGCAGCGCUGUCAUCCAUCGGAUCGCGUUUGGCGAGAGGCCGAGAGAAUUCGAUGAAAAUCUUCAGGGGGUUGCGAAAGCACAAGAAAUAUUCCUGUUAAAUGCUCCUCCAUACAACCUUCUGGACUCUUUCCCAGAACUUGCGAAACUACCAAAGUGGCUUCAGUUUUGGAGGAAGCGGUAUCAAGCCCUGGGCAAGAAGACAGAUGAUUGGUACGGUAGAUACUGGGAUCCCAUUCAUCACGCCAUCAAGUCUGAAACGGCCCCAGAUUCAUUCGCCCAGAGGUUGAUAUCCGACAAAACCGCGUUAGAGAAUAAGAACAUUGACCCAAAGUGGCUAUCAAUGGUUCUCGUGGAAGCUGGGAGCGACACGACACGCUUGACGUUAAACAUUUUUGCCUUAGCGGCUUCUCUUCAUCGAGACAAGUACCUCGAAGCCCGUGCUGAGAUAGAUGCCGUUUGUGGAAACAACGCGGAACGAUUGUCCACCUUCGCCGACGAGGUAAAAAUGCCUUAUACACUCGCAUUCAUCAAGGAGCUCCUCCGAUGGAGGCCGAUAUUCACAUGGACCCCGGAACAUACACUUACAGAGGAUCUCAAAUUUGAGGGUUAUUCAUUUCCAAAAGGGACCCACUUCGUGCUGAACCAUGCGGCCCUAUGCAAAGAUAUUUCUGCCUUUGAUGAUGCGAAUGCAUUCAAACCGGAGCGGUGGCUCGACGGCCACCAGUCAGAUCUCACCCAUGGACUUUGGCAACUUGGUGGUGGGCGGCGCGUCUGUGUCGGAUAUCGAGUUGCACAGAAGUCUUUAUUCAUCAACAUGUCCCGGUUGAUCUAUUGUUUUGACUACGAAGCGAGAGAAGCAUUUGAUAGCAGCGAUAUCAAGCAUUUUGAGCUUGACGAGCCAUUUCCAAUCACCCCGAAGAUUCGAAGUCUAGCGCAUGCUAAGCUACUGGAAAGAGUUUUCGAAAACCUGUCCGAUCUCAAUUAA
Molecule: messenger RNA, 1347 nt
Organism: Talaromyces rugulosus
Lineage: Eukaryota; Fungi; Ascomycota; Eurotiomycetes; Eurotiales; Trichocomaceae
Exons: 2
Coding region: 1-1347 (448 amino acids)
Molecular function (GO): heme binding; oxidoreductase activity, acting on paired donors, with incorporation or reduction of molecular oxygen; monooxygenase activity
Source: RefSeq, a predicted model, not a curated record